Perkinsus marinus ATCC 50983 is the source of this 580-nucleotide messenger RNA. RefSeq lists its product as hypothetical. Lineage: Eukaryota; Perkinsozoa; Perkinsida; Perkinsidae. The annotation marks the transcript as partial. The transcript has a single exon. The record is from RefSeq and is a predicted model, not a curated record.
GAAGUUCUUGAUAUUUGACAUGCUAUCCUUUUUAUUCAUUUUAACACUCCUCGUCGUGUAUACUCUCGCAACAGAUGAAAGGACUCCACCAUUGCCGUUCGAGUGUGAUCAGUACUGCGAUUUCUACGACCCCGGCUCCUACUGCAAGCAUUGGCAAACUCCUCCUGUCUGCUUCAGAAGUGAUAUACCUUGCUACUGUGGUGAUUUACCGACCAGCCAGAGACCGGUCGAAACUACCACUGAGUUUACGACCUCCCAGGAGCCAGUGACCACUACCGAGCCCGCGAUUACCACUGAACCCACGAUGACCACUGGACCCAUGAUCACCACUGAGCCGAUGAUCACCACUGAGCUCGUGAUCACUACCGAAGCUGCGUCAACUACUGAUUACGUGACAAGUACUGACUCGAUGACUAUCUCUAAUACUAUAAGCAGUACCCUGGCCGAUACCACCGCCGAGAUUGGAGCUAGAGGAUGUGAUCAAUACUGUGAAAGCAUUGCUCCUGGCAGCUUUUGUAUGACUUAUAAGUUGCCCAACGUCUGUUCGGCAACUGAUGUGCCAUGCAACUGUGACCUCUGA